AUGGAGUUCAAGCGUGGGAAUCCUGCUUUUGCAGGAUAUGAGAACUCAUAUCCUUAUAACAGGCAGCCUGCUCCUACCGGCUUUGCGAAGACUCCUGUGUCUCACGCUGUGUCUCCAGGUCCUCAGUAUCUUCAGGACCCGUGCCCUCCCCCAGUCCCUCUUCCACCUCCAGGAGCCGACUUAAUGGCUACUCACUUCCCUUCCGCUCAGGGUAGGAGACCUGCACUGGUUGAUCCUACGGGCAAGAUUCACAUCCUUCCGUCUCAUCCCUUCUCAACUCCAAGCCGUAAUUCGCCAGUGGGUUCAAAGGAGGACUCUAGGAUUGUCUCACCUUUAGCUCACCGCAUUGGACGCCUGACCCUGGAUCAUUUGAAGAGACUUGAGUCCGAAAAUGGUGCUGGUAAUGCUGGUAACCCAUCUCAGGGCCCUGUCUUGAUCCCUGAUGCCGCAAAGAGCAUGGAUACAGUUGCAUUGCCUAGUGAGAUGCCGAUUGGCAGCUUGGUCCACCUCCAGCCUCCUCCUAAAUGGGGCGUCUUGAAGAUCUCCAAUAUUCCUUAUUCCAUCACCAAGCUGGAGAUCAACCAGUUCCUUGGUCGACAGGCACGCCUUAUCUCCCCUGAAGAUGGCUGUGCUGUUCAUAUAAUUAUGGAACGACCUACAGCCAAAACAAUGGACUGUUAUGUCGAAUUCCAGACUCCUAAUGAUGCCAAAGAUGCCGUAACUCGUAUCAACAAGAUGCAUGAGACAAGUCGCAUUCCCCGUCUGGGUAACCGCCACAUAGACGUGGAACUAAGCAGCCAGGAUGCUCUUUUGAAGGAUUUGUUCCCACGUGCUAAAUGUCUUCAUUGGAAAGAUGGUGUUCCUUAUGUCCUAGAGAAUACCGAUCCAUAUUCUACUGGCUUCACUGGAUUCUUCACUAGCGAAGAGAUUGUUGGAGCUAUCCGUCAUGCAGAGGUGCCUCAUCGUUUCCCUUGGUAUGCUACCAAGCUCUACACGGUUCAUGACCGUAACUGCCUGUUCGAAAUGGUCAAUCGCCAAAUCAAGGCCUUGGUUGCUCGCGUUAAAAAGUCCAAUACCGUUGGCCUUGACCAAAGGUUGUUACGAGAUCUUCUUAAGGCGGGAUUAAGUUGCCCUGCGUUCAAUGACCGCCAAAAGUACACUCUUUGUGUCAAUUCAGAAGAGCUGAGCGAGAUACUGAAGUUCGAUAUGGGGAAGUGGUUCCCGUUUGAUUCCUUGGUCAAAAUGCCCAAGCAUGACGAUCGAACACUCAUGUAUUAUGCAGGUUUGAUCUCCAACGGACCCAUCCAGAAUUUUGAAACAGUAGAUCUGCCGAACAACUUUCCUGCAGAUACCGAACUCAAAUCCCCGUAUGGAUCUAUUUGGCUCGAAUGGGGGCUGGAAGCAUCAAAGAGAAAAGUCUGGGAUGAUGCUGUCCAGCAAGAGGUGUACAUUCUUAGCAGUCUCGUCUUGGCUGGCUGGAUAAAGAACUAUGGUGACGAAGAGACAGCGAAACUCCCUGUUCCGACUCAGUCUGACGCAGCCAUCUCGACCAGCGGCGACUCGGAAAACAGCGAUGCUACCGUUCCCCCCAAUGGAGCCCAUUCUAGUGCUUUGGGCCAAGCGUCCCCGUACCAGGACAGUAUAUUUGCAACUCCAUCGCGUUGUGCAAGCGAUAAUCAGGUCCUCCGCCGUCCUUUCUUCGGCGAGAGUGCAUCCAGGCUUAACCCAGGGCUCUUUAUCCGCCCGGUUACUAGACCUCAGAGCAGACCCUUUACGCAUCGUAACACCUUGUCGUCCCCCACUUGUCUUCCGUCUUCUAGUGAUCCCUUUUUCAACUAGGGACCGGAUUCUUCAUGUUCCAGUCACUUUAAGUGGCUCUUACAUUCUUCAUUGGCUUUUUCCUUGGCUUUUCUUUGCGGUUGUUGCGGAAAGUCGCUCUGGUUAAGGUAACCGGAACCGUACGUGGCCGAAAUACUGUCAAGGCCAAGUGCAUUUGUUUCGAUCCGAUCACUGCAAGGCUGCCCUGGUUUGUAUCUUGG
Messenger RNA from Monascus purpureus, 2039 nucleotides. The record is from the annotation of a GenBank genome assembly. Lineage: Eukaryota; Fungi; Ascomycota; Eurotiomycetes; Eurotiales; Aspergillaceae.